CAUUGCAUAUGUAUCUGCAUGUACCUCUGUUUCUCUCUCAUCUCAUCUAGUGAGAGAGAGUUUGACAGACAAUGAAGCCUCUCCUCCUGUAAUAAUAUUAUUAUUAAUAAAUAAUAUUAAUCUUCUUCUUCCUUCCACCAAACUCUUCUUCAAUGGCGCUCAUCUUCUUCAAUUAACUCUCUCUGCAUCCACACACAUUCAUCACCUACACAAAAUCAUCUCCACAACACAAUCGUUUCAUCAUCUCGAUGGUGAUUUGAUCGGUAAAACCUAGGGUUAGGGUUACGAAACACACUCGAUUGACAAAAUGCGAGUGAAGGAGAUGCAUCCGCUCUGUUGCAUAACACUCGAGAGUUCACCGAUCGGAGAUACCUCGCCGGAGGUCACGACGGCGUUAUCUAGGGCUUGUUCUGUUGCCGAUUUGAGAUCUGACGUCAAUGCGUUUGGAUUUACGUCAUCUGGAUCUGAUUCCGGUGCCGGAAGUAGCGGUUAUGCCGGUGUGUUGUGUAAGUGGACUAAUUACGGUAAAGGAUGGAGAUCCAGAUGGUUUGUGUUACGUAAUGGUGUGUUGUCGUAUUCUAAGAUCCACCGGCCGGAAAACCUAACCGCCGGUGAUGACGUCAGAUUCAUCGGUGACGUGUCUGUUGGAAGACUUAAAAGGCUUAAUAGCUGUGGAAGUAGGAGUAAUAAGCAUCAGAAAGGUGUUGGAAUUGUUCAUCUGAAGAUCUCGUCAUUUCGAGAAAGCAGAUCGGAUAGUAGACGGUUUUAUAUAUUUACGGCUACAAAGACACUUCAUCUGAGGUGUAGUUUGAAGGAAGAAAGAGCUGCUUGGAUAGACGCUUUGGCCUCUGCUAGAAACCUGUUUCCUCUAAGAAGAUUGAAUGAUAAAUUACCGAUUAUACCCACUGAUAUAUCACUCUCAACUGAAAAGUUAAAGCAACGUCUACUCGAAGAAGGCACCAGUGAGGCGUUAAUCAAGGAUUGUGAGCAGAUUAUGCUCUCAGAGUUUUCAGAAAUUCAAGGGCAAGUUAGACUUCUUUGUGAAGAACGGUCUAAUUUACUUGACACCUUGAGGCAGUUAGAGGCUGCUAAUAUUGAAACGGAAGUGUCUGGAGCUCCUACAAGCAGGUAUCAGCUGACACAACAUGAGUUUUCAGAUAUUCAACACUCAAAAUAUAGUGAAUGGAGUACAACUGAAUCAUCUGAUGAUGUGGAGAAACAAGAUCUUGAAGAAGCUUCAGAAGACGAAGAAACAUACUUCUUUGACACAAAAGAUCAUUUUCCUUGUGUAAUCAACCAAUCCGAUGUUACGGACGAAACAAAUACCAAAAGUUUGCAAUUUGAAAGAAGAAAAAAGCUUCCGGAUCCCGUUGAAAAAGAAAAGGGGGUCAGUCUGUGGUCAAUGAUUAAAGACAACGUUGGCAAGGAUCUCACACGCGUAUGUCUACCGGUUUAUUUUAACGAGCCCAUAUCAUCUCUCCAAAAAUGUUUUGAAGACCUUGAGUACUCUUAUCUUCUAGAUCGUGCAUAUCAGCAUGGAAAAGAGGGCAACAGUCUCCAAAGACUCUUGAAUGUUGCAGCGUUUGCGGUUUCUGGUUAUGCUUCGUCUGAAGGAAGGCAUUGUAAACCAUUCAAUCCUUUGUUAGGGGAGACUUAUGAAGCUGACUAUCCUGAGAAAGGAGUUCGUUUCUUUUCAGAGAAGGUUAGUCACCAUCCCACCCUGAUAGCUUGUCAUUGUGAAGGUCGAGGAUGGAAAUUUUACGGUGAUAGCAACAUACGAACCAAAUUUUGGGGGAGAUCGAUUCAGCUUGACCCUGUUGGACUUUUGACCCUCGAAUUUGACGAUGGCGAGGUUUUUCAAUGGAGUAAGGUCACCACCAGCAUUUAUAACCUUAUUUUGGGGAAAGUAUAUUGUGAUCAUCAUGGACUGAUGCAUAUACGCGGUAACCGGGAGUUAUCUUGCAAGCUCAGGUUUAAAGAACAGUCUAUUCUCGAAAGAAAUCCUCGUCAGGUACAUGGGUACGUUGAAGAUACAAACGGUAAAAAACACGCCACAUUAUUUGGUAAAUGGGACGACAGCAUGUAUUAUAUAAACGGAGAGGGAACUAGCAAGACAAAGGAUAUGGUUGAUGAAAAUUUGUUGUGGAAAAGGACUUUGCCUCCUGCUAAUCUCACUCGUUACAAUUUAACUUCGUUUGCUAUCACUUUAAACGAGCUAACACCAGGGCUAAAGGAGAAACUUCCAUCGACGGAUUCAAGACUCCGGCCAGACCAAAGGCAUUUGGAGAAUGGUGAAUAUGACAUGGCAAAUGCUGAGAAGCUACGACUCGAAACAAGACAGAGAAUGUCGAGAAAAUUACAAGAAAAUGGAUGGAAACCAAGAUGGUUUGAAAAAGACGGUGAAAACGGGACUUAUAAAUAUGUAGGUGGAUAUUGGGAAAAAAGAGAUGCGCAGGAUUGGGAAGAUUGCCCGAAUAUAUUUGGUGAAUUCCGGGAAGACAUUGUUAAUAAUAACUCCACAGUCGGAACCUGAAUUCCUUAAGAUGGACGGCUGGCCGACCUGCCUUAGGCUAGUUCUUUGAGAUUCUUAUUAUGAUGAUAUCAAGAGUUUGGGUGGUCGGGUUUGCAAAUGGAGAUGUGAGCCCAUGGCGCAUAGUACUUGUAAUUUCAUAUAUAGCGUAGCUGACAUAUUAGCAAAUUAAUUUAGAUGAGUCUACCCUUGUAUUGAUUUUGCUGAUAGAAAUAAAUGAAAAAAAAAAUAUGCCCAAAAUUGUUUAAAGGAAUUGUUCAGAUACUAGGUCUCAAGAACUUGUUAGAGAAGAAUGUAUUUAGGAAAACUGUCAAAGCAAAUAGUUGUAUGUUUAAGUUUUGUGAAUGCAAGUCUACCCAUUUUUCAACAA
This is a messenger RNA of Helianthus annuus (common sunflower), 2900 nucleotides long. RefSeq names its product oxysterol-binding protein-related protein 2A. The transcript has 12 exons. Gene Ontology annotation, molecular function: sterol binding. Gene Ontology annotation, cellular component: cytosol; intracellular membrane-bounded organelle; membrane. NCBI's taxonomy places the organism in Eukaryota, Viridiplantae, Streptophyta, Magnoliopsida, Asterales, Asteraceae. The record is from RefSeq and is a predicted model, not a curated record. Bases 308 to 2533 code for a protein of 741 amino acids.